AUGAGAGAACAUGAAGGCUUACUAAAUGAAGAGGAAUUAAAAAGAAUUGAACUACAAGCUAAAUCUAAGAAUACAGACGCUUAUCUACAGCAUUAUAACCGACUCACUAUAAGCAAACGGAAGCGCAUCACAAAUAUUCUACAAAAUUUCUUCAACGAUUCUUUUAUAAACGUUUUAGAAGAUUAUCGGAAGAAAAAUGAGAGCUAUUUAAAAUCUUACAAGAAAUUCGAUGUUUUUAAUAACUUAUCUCCAUAUUUAUUGGUUCCAAUUAUUAUAAAACCUGAUGGAAUCUUUUUGAAAAUCUGGGCAGUCCUUCGCGUUUGCACUGCUUACUUAUUGAGUCUUCUAAUUCCUAGAACAUUUGCAGCAGAUAUUCUCACUUGUUUCCCUUGGUACGCGUUGUGGAAACUAUUUGUACCUAGACACGAUGAAAACCAUAGCGAAGAAGACCAUAUGAUAAGCUAUCACAUGUACCAUUGCAUUAUUCGGAUGGCGAAUGUUUCACAAAUCUACAAACUAUACGCUGCAUUUUGGGCGGAAUCUAUAGGCGCAUUAAAACGGGCAUAUCUCAUGAGUGUUGUACAAUUUCUUCUACUUACCUUAUUUUUUUUAAAUCUUUAUACUUCGAUUUUAAUAACCAUGUCAUGCAGAUAUAUAGUAGCUUAUGAUAAUGACGACUUUGUUAGAAAACUUAAGACUUUGUCAUUACAUGGACCAUAUAUGGAAACUACUUUUAAUCCUGAAGGGAAUAUGGUGUGUAAACUGGGUUCUUGGAUAGACAGUGGGAAAAUUUUCAAAGAGGCAUCUUUAACUCCGACAAAGGUGUAUUUGCUUGCUUAUUAUUGGGCAGCUACAAGCUUCACUGGCGCUGGCUUCGGUGAUAUCACGGCUCAGGACACCGCCCACAUGAUACUCUCAAUUUGCAUCAACAUACAUGGAGUUUUGUUUUUCGGGUGGGUUGUUUUAUUCGUCAUAGUUUCUUGCCCUAUCCAAAUAAGGUAUGUCUACGCCCGCAUAGCGUCUUUGAAAGCAAUGGCCGAUCAAGUAGUCACAACGUUCCAAGAAAAUUUAAAACAUUUACAAUUAUUUUUAAAUAGAGAGAGAGUACCUUAUCUUUUAAAAAAGACGGUUAUUGACUAUUGGAAAUAUCAAUGGAAAAGAACAGGUGGAUGGUCGCAUCAAAAAAUUUUGGGUAAACUACAUGCCAACUUAAACGAAGACGCCGUAUUAUAUAUGUACGAAAAAACUCUGCGGGAAAUACCGUUAUUUGAAGACGUCGAGUAUUCUUUCUUUAGAGCUUUUGCGAAAAAACUUAAAGAGCGAUAUUUCCAAAAAGGUUAUAUGAUCAUGAGAUCUAAUGAGGUCUUAAGCAACAUGUAUAUAAUUUAUCGCGGUAAAGUGGACGUUAUAACCAAUAUUAACGAAGUGGAGGCUUGCAUGGGACCAGGGGGGAUAUUUGGAAACAUUCGUGGUGCGGUCAAGUAUUUAUCAAUUUCUAAUAUUGUGGCUUCUAGGAAUAUUGAUUUGUUGUACAUAGGAGGUUCGGAGUUUUAUGCACUUUUGAAAUCAGAGGUUUAUCCUCUCACAUAUGAGGCAGAUGAAGACGAUGAUGACGAUGAAAUUGAUCCAAAUAUUUUCCUAGACAGCCCUGAUAGGAGUAUUCCCGAGUCACAUGGAUCAAGAUCCAUCGCUUCUGGAGGGAGCGCCGAUUAUAUAUCAGCUGUUUGGUUAAUAUUUAGUCCACACAGAUGGUUUCGUAGCAGCGUAAUACCAGAUUGUAAAUGGGUCACAUUUAUUGGCCUGUUAAUAUCUGAAAUGUCCGCUAUGAUAACUGCACACUCGUCUUCGCGCAUUGAAUAUGAUUACGGUAUUAACGAAUUAAGAGAUGGACUUCGCGACACAGACUUAAGUGACCAUCAAAUGAACAAAAUGUGGGACUACGUUCGUGAAUUAUGGAAUAGACAACAGGGAAAACAGGUCGAGGUGUUAACAGUGCAUCAAAAUUUGACAGAAUCUAUUUACGAUAUCUUGGGACCUGAGGAUAGUUUUGGGGUGGCGCAGGGACUUUUUGUAGGAGUCACACACCACUUCUCGUUCCGAGCGCGCACAGUUGUCGACGUGGUAUACUUGAUACUAGAUGAAUGGAAAUAUUUACUUGACUUUUACCCACAGUCUGCUAAACUUGUUCGAAGAAAAGUAGAAAAUGUUUAUUUAGCUAUA
Messenger RNA from Brenthis ino (lesser marbled fritillary), 2220 nucleotides. The record is from the annotation of a GenBank genome assembly. NCBI's taxonomy places the organism in Eukaryota, Metazoa, Arthropoda, Insecta, Lepidoptera, Nymphalidae.